Messenger RNA from Biomphalaria glabrata, 677 nucleotides. RefSeq lists its product as uncharacterized. The transcript has 2 exons. NCBI's taxonomy places the organism in Eukaryota, Metazoa, Mollusca, Gastropoda, Planorbidae. Gene Ontology annotation, molecular function: DNA binding. Bases 113 to 637 code for a protein of 174 amino acids. The record is from RefSeq and is a predicted model, not a curated record.
ACAGAUUUCAACCUUUGGUUUGCAGAGAUCGUUUGAUUUUCACGUUUUAAAAUUUUGAUUGUUCUGGUUACAUCACACCACUAUCUUUCAAGGAGCAUAAACUCUUCUAAAGAUGCCACGAACAUACAUCAGGAAAAAUAUGAGGAAGCAGUGGGCGGCUGACGCAAUGACUGCAGCAGUUACUGCAGUUAGAAACAAAGAAAUGGGCUAUUUAAAAGCCAGCAAAACUUUUGGUGUUCCUAGAGCAACUUUAGAACGCAAGGUGAAAUGCAUUGACACACCACUCAGCGAAGUGGUAAAUGUUCCCUUAGGGAGAAAGCCUACAUUGCCACCUCAUAUUGAAGCAGAUUUGGUCAAUUACAUAAUUGAAAUGGAGGCUAGACUGUUUGGUUUAACUAGCACUGAUGUGCGAAGAAUGGCGUAUCAGCUAGCUAAAAUGAACAAUAUCAAGACUGACUUCAACAUUAACAAUGAAAUAGCAGGCAAAGACUGGCUAAUAUCAUUUUUAUGUAAGCACCCAGAACUUUCUUUACGAAGUCCAGAAUCAACUUCAGCUGCUCGAGCCACUGCCUUUAACAAAGUCAAUGUUGGGAAAUUUUUUGAUCUUCUGGAAAAAGAAGUUGAUUUAAAGAAAUAAAAAUCAAAUCAAAUCUAUAACGUUGACGAGAAAGGCAUCA